CACCGACACCUCUCUACCAUGGAUGCUCUCUACCGGUUAAAGGCAUUGAAUUAGGUUUUCCUUAAACACCGCCCACUUAGUGAACGACGACAAACAAACCGAGUGCAUCACUGUAAAGCUGGUAUUUGUUAUUACUCCUCCAGACAAACAACGUGUAUUUAAUAUCACAGCAGACUGUACUGUAGGCAUGAACAUCACAGACAGUGUGAUACGGAAUUUUAGAGUGGCCAGGACUUACAGACAAAAUUCUCAGAAAGUCAACUGUGUGGACUACAGCCCAAAUGGCGAAAACGCGAUAUCAAGCAGCGACGACGACUGCAUCGUUUUGUAUGACAUGCAAGAGGGAAGAAUGAAACGCACUCUGUUCAGCAAGAAGUAUGGAGUGGACCUCAUCCGCUACACACAUGGCGACGCACAACAAGUGGUCUACAGCUCCAACAAGAUCAAUGACACCAUACGAUACCUGUCUCUGAGUGACAACAAAUACAUCCGGUACUUCUCUGGACAUAUGGCACGGGUUAUUUCUCUCUCCAUGUCACCAGUGGACGAUACAUUUAUCUCAGGAUCACUGGAUAAGACGAUCAGAAUCUGGGACCUGCGCUGUCCAGACUGUCAAGGUUUGGCUAAUCCUCUGGGGAACCCCGUGUGUUCUUUUGACCCUGAUGGGCUGAUAUUUGCCGCAGGGGUGGAAUCAGAGGCCAUUAAAUUGUACGACCUUCGUGCUUUUGACAAGGGUCCAUUUGCCUCGUUUGAGACCAGGUUUAAUCGCGUCUGUGACUGGACGGGACUCAAGUUCAGCAACGAUGGGAAACAGAUUCUCAUCUCCACAAAUGGAGGGAUGAUUCGAGUGCUUGAUGCUAUCAGUGGAUCUGUGCUGCACACGUUCUCUGGCUACAACAACAGUAGAGCCAUCGCCCUGGAGGCUUGUUUCACGCCUGACUCACAGUUUGUGAUGAUUGGUUCUGAGGACGGGAGAGUCCACGUGUGGAGCUCGGAGAGCGGGAUGAAGGUGGCCGUGCUGGAUGGGAAACAUCCCGGACCCAUCAACACACUGCAGUUCAACCCCAGAUACAUGACGUUUGCCAGCGCCUGCACGAACAUGUUGGUGCUGGACUCGUCCAGAGAGCCUGCACACAGCUGGGACCAAGACUACGACCAGUGCCUGCUUCCUCUGCUCCAGCCCCAAGAGCCGUGCUACAUCCUCUAUCGUCUAGACUCCCAGAAUGCACAGGGACACGAGUGGAUCUUCAUUGCCUGGUCACCUGACCAAUCACCAGUGAGGCAAAAGAUGAUGUACGCAGCAACACGUGCCACACUGAAGAAGGAGUUUGGAGGAGGUCACAUCAGAGACGAGCUGUUUGGCACAGUCGAGGAGGACGUGUCCUUCCAGGGAUACUUGCGACACAUGUCCUCCUGCUCCUCACCAGCUCCUUUCACAGCAGCCGAGAAGGAGCUGCAACAAAUCAAAGUCACAGAGGAUAAAGUCGUAUGGGACGAACGUAGACGAACUGGGACGCCGACAGCACGAGCAAAGGUCACGAUGGAGUUUGGCUUAGACAAAAGGGCUCAGACUCUUCAGGGCCUGGCGUUUCCAUUACAAGAAGAGGCCAAACGAGCUCUGCAGCAACUCAAGCAGAAACGCGUCAACUACAUACAGCUGAGACUGGACGUAGAGAAAGAGACCAUUGAGCUGGUUCACACCAAACCUACAGAGACCCAUGAGCUCCCCUACAGGAUUCCCACAGACUCACCCCGAUACCACUUCUUCAUUUUCAAACAUUCUCAUCAAGGCCAGCUGCAGGAGGCAUUGGUGUUUAUAUAUUCGAUGCCCGGCUACACCUGCAGCAUCAAGGAAAGGAUGUUGUACUCCAGCUGUAAGAACAGGCUACUGGACGAGGUGGAGAGAGAUUACCAACUGGAGGUCACCAAAAAGAUGGAGAUAGACAGCGGCGAUGGACUAACAGAAGAGUUCCUGUACGAGGAGGUCCACCCGAUGGAGCACACCUUAAAGCAGGCCUUUGCCAAGCCUCGUGGACCAGGAGGCAAGAGGGGCAAUAAACGCCUCAUCAAGGGUGCGGGGGAAAACGGGGAAGACAUUUAGAUACUAAACUACCCCGAUAUCUAUGAAUUGACUUUGUUAUUUGAAUGUUUAACUCCUAGUCAUUUCCUCUUGGACAUACAUUUGACACCAAACGUGAAGAAAUAAACAGAUCCACCAUAAAUCAGAAAUCCUGUGA
This is a messenger RNA of Solea solea (common sole), 2237 nucleotides long. RefSeq names its product WD repeat-containing protein 82-like. Bases 188 to 2101 code for a protein of 637 amino acids. Gene Ontology annotation, cellular component: Set1C/COMPASS complex; cytoplasm; actin filament. Gene Ontology annotation, biological process: barbed-end actin filament capping; positive regulation of neuron projection development; regulation of lamellipodium assembly. The record is from RefSeq and is a predicted model, not a curated record. Gene Ontology annotation, molecular function: chromatin binding; actin filament binding; actin monomer binding. Lineage: Eukaryota; Metazoa; Chordata; Actinopteri; Pleuronectiformes; Soleidae. The transcript has 17 exons.